Phytophthora infestans T30-4 is the source of this 1608-nucleotide messenger RNA. Its product is annotated as Major Facilitator Superfamily (MFS). Lineage: Eukaryota; Oomycota; Peronosporomycetes; Peronosporales; Peronosporaceae. The record is from RefSeq and is a predicted model, not a curated record. Gene Ontology annotation, molecular function: hexose transmembrane transporter activity. Gene Ontology annotation, cellular component: membrane. The coding region runs from base 1 to 1608 and encodes 535 amino acids. The transcript has a single exon. Gene Ontology annotation, biological process: monosaccharide transmembrane transport.
AUGGAGUUCACGCCGUCUAUGAGCAGUUCCAGCCAUGUUUGGCUUGUUCCGACACCCGUAGUAACACAGGCACCACCACAGACCCAGGCCAACCCGACUAUUAAACCAACGUUAAGACUAUACGCCAACGUACUGGUAGCAGCACUACAACCGUUCCAGUUCGGAUGGUCCACUUCGCAAAUGAACAAUUCGAUUUUUAAUAACGAGGUGGACUGCGACGCAAGACCCAUCGCACCGGGCACUUGCCUCAUGUUCCCGGGACAUACCAAGACACAGUGGACUAUUGCGGUUAGUUCCUGGAUUGUCGGAGGUAUGAUCGGAGCUCUGGUGACUGGACGAGUGUCCAACAAGUUCGGACGAAAGCCUACUAUGAUGGCCAACUGUCUCUUCAUGAUUGCAGGCGCAGUUAUCCAGGCCGCGGCCAGCAACAUCACGACAUUCACAGUAGGACGCGUCUUCGCAGGUAUCGCAGCAGGCGGCUCGACUGCCGUCAUUCCCGGGUUCAUUGGAGAGAUCUGUCCACCAAAUCUCCGUAGCAAGUUGGGCGUCUGUUUCCAGAUCUCUAUUACGCUCGGACACCUGUGCGUUGCUAUCACUUUCUUUUUCGCCAGUACGAGUACCGGUUGGAGGUAUAUUGCGGCGUUCCCUAUCUUAUUGGCGUUUCUAUUCUUGGUGCUUGCACCGUUCGUGCUGGUGGAGAGCCCCGCGUGGCUGUUGAUGGCAGGCAAGCCCUUAGCUGCAGAACAUGAGCUUGCACGCUUGUUCGGCCAAGAGAAUGUGUUUCUCGCAAAGACGUGGAUGAAACAGGAAGAAGAGACGGCACCCCGAGUUGGAGUAGGCAGUGAGUUCGUGCAGCCGAUGCAGGAUCUUCGGAUGUCGAUGGCUCUGAUGGCCCCGAAUGCCCCCAAAGCUCGCGGUUUAGUGGAUUUAUUCUCACCAGCUCUGAUUCGACAACUACUUGUGGCUAUUGGUGUGGCUGCCGCCCAGCAACUUACCGGUGUCAACGCCGUGUUCUUUUACUCGUCCGGUAUUUUCAAGCAAGCCGGCCUUUCAGACAGUCGUAUCGGUGUCUUGUUGGUUAAUUUCGUCAAUGUUCUUCCGACCCUUUUCUGUGGCCUGCUAUCAGCACGUCUGGGCAACCGUAAGCUUAUCUUGAUUGGAUUUACGGGAAUGUUGCUCAGUGCAGUGGGUAUCACUGUGACCCUCGUGACUAGUGUGUCUCCAUUGGCUAUUGUGUUCGUUGCGCUCUAUGUGACGACGUUUGGUGCGAGUCUUGGACCGCUGGCGUGGGGAGUCAUGGCUGAUCUCUUUCCAGACGACGUACGCGCGGUGGGGUGCUCAAUUUGUGUGGGUUGCAGCUGGCUAUGCAGUCUUACGGUUGGUUUGGUGUACCCAUACCUUGCUGCUGCCUUGGGCAACUUCUCGUUCGUGCCGUUCAUGUACACGAUCACACUGUCGUUCCUCUUCUUCUUCUCCGUCGUGCCUGACACAUACGGCAAGACCAUCCAGGAGAUUCAAGAUGAGUUUGAAGUGCGGCGUUUGAAAAAGAGCCGCAAUCGCGAUCAAUGGCAUAUGUCGGGCAAAAGCCAAAUUGCAGUGCUCGGCUAG